This is a messenger RNA of Lemur catta (Ring-tailed lemur), 2948 nucleotides long. RefSeq names its product SRY-box transcription factor 11 (gene SOX11). The transcript has a single exon. Gene Ontology annotation, molecular function: RNA polymerase II cis-regulatory region sequence-specific DNA binding; DNA-binding transcription activator activity, RNA polymerase II-specific. NCBI's taxonomy places the organism in Eukaryota, Metazoa, Chordata, Mammalia, Primates, Lemuridae. The coding region runs from base 70 to 1407 and encodes 445 amino acids. Gene Ontology annotation, biological process: negative regulation of transcription by RNA polymerase II; positive regulation of transcription by RNA polymerase II; anatomical structure morphogenesis. The record is from RefSeq and is a predicted model, not a curated record.
GGAGGGGGAGGGGGACCUCCGCAAGAGACCGAGCGGCCCGGGUUGGAGCGCCCAGCCCCGCAGCGGAUCAUGGUGCAGCAGGCGGAGAGCUUGGAAGCGGAGAGCAACCUGCCCCGGGAGGCGCUGGACACGGAGGAGGGCGAAUUCAUGGCUUGCAGCCCGGUGGCCCUGGACGAGAGCGACCCAGACUGGUGCAAGACGGCGUCGGGCCACAUCAAGCGGCCGAUGAACGCAUUCAUGGUGUGGUCCAAGAUCGAGCGCAGGAAGAUCAUGGAGCAGUCUCCGGACAUGCACAACGCCGAGAUCUCCAAGAGGCUGGGCAAGCGGUGGAAAAUGCUGAAGGACAGCGAGAAGAUCCCUUUCAUCCGGGAGGCGGAGCGGCUGCGGCUUAAGCACAUGGCCGACUACCCCGACUACAAGUACCGGCCCCGGAAAAAGCCCAAAAUGGACCCCUCGGCCAAACCCAGCGCGAGCCAGAGCCCGGAGAAGAGCGCGGCUGGCGGCGGCGGCGGGGGCGCGGGCGGCGGCGCGGGCGGCGCCAAGACCUCCAAGGGCUCGAGCAAGAAAUGCGGCAAGCUCAAGGCCCCCGCGGCCGCCGGCGCCAAGACCGGCGCGGGCAAGGCGGCCCAGCCCGGGGACUACGGCGGCGCUGGCGACGACUACGUGCUCGGCAGCCUGCGCGUGAGCGGCGCGGGCGGCGGCGGCGCGGGCAAGACGGUCAAGUGCGUGUUUCUGGAUGAGGACGAGGAGGACGAGGAAGACGACGAAGAGUUGCAGCUGCAGAUCAAGCACGAGCCAGACGAGGAGGACGAGGAGCCCCCGCACCAGCAGCUCCUGCAGCCUCCGGGGCAGCAGCCUUCCCAGCUGCUGAGACGCUACAACGUCGCCAAAGUGCCCGCCAGCCCCACGCUGAGCAGUUCGGCCGAGUCCCCCGAGGGCGCGAGCCUCUACGACGAGGUGAGGGCGGGCGCGACCUCGGGCGCCGGGGGCGGCAGCCGUCUCUACUAUAGCUUCAAGAACAUCACCAAGCAGCACCCGCCGUCGCUCGCGCAGCCCGCGCUGUCGCCCGCGUCCUCGCGCUCCGUCUCCACCUCCUCGUCCUCCUCGUCCAGCAGCAGCAGCGGCAGCAGCAGCAGCAGCGGCGCCGAGGACGCCGACGACCUGAUGUUCGACCUGAGCUUGAAUUUCUCCCAAAGCGCGCACAGCGCCAGCGAGCAGCCGCUGGGGGCCGGCGCGGCGGCCGGGAACCUGUCCCUGUCGCUGGUGGAUAAGGAUUUGGAUUCGUUCAGCGAGGGCAGCCUGGGCUCCCACUUCGAGUUCCCCGACUACUGCACGCCGGAGCUGAGCGAGAUGAUCGCGGGGGACUGGCUGGAGGCGAACUUCUCCGACCUGGUGUUCACGUAUUGAAAGGGGCGCCCCGCUUCUCGCUCUUUCUCUCGGCGGGUGCAGAGCAGGGUUCCUUGGGAGGAAGUUGUGGUGGUCAUGAUGAUGAUGAUGGUGUUGGUGGUGGUGGUAGGGUGGAGGGGAGAGAAGAAGAUGCUGAUGAUAUUGAUAAGAUGUCGAGACGCAAAGAAAUUGGAAAAGAUGAAAAUUUUGGUGGAGUUAAAAGUGAAAUGAGUAGUUUUUAAACAUUUUUCUUGUCCUUUUUUUUGCCCCCCUCCCUUCCUUUAUCGUGUCUCAAGGUAGUUGCAUACCUAGUCUGGAGUUGUGAUUUUUUUCCCCUAAAAAUGUGUUUUUGUAAUUACUAUUUCUUUUUCCUGAAAUUCGUGAUUGCAACAAAGGCGGAGGGGGCGGGGCGGGGGAGGGGAGGCAGGACCCGCUCCGGAAGGCGCUGUUUGAAGCUUGUCGGUCUUUGAAGUCUGGAAGACGUCUGCAGAGGACCCUUUUGGCAGCACAACUGUUACUCUAGGGAGUUGGUGGAGAUUUUUUUUCGUAAGAGAUCUUAAAGAACUGGUGAUUUUUUUUUUUAACAAAAAAAGGGACCAUUGCAACUUUUUUAUUUUAUUUUAUUUUUUUGGAGGGAGAAAACUGAUGUCUUCUAUGCAUCCGAUUCUUAACAAAACUGCAGGGAGCUUGAAAAAAUGCAGACUGUACAAACGCUUACAAAAAAAAAACUGUGAACUGACUUAAGAUCAGAGUUUACUUUUCAGAUCAAAUUGUUUAUGGUUUUACAAAUGUGAUUUCUACUUGCCAACUUUUUUUUUGUAACUUGUUCCCUUAUACCUCCUUGAUUGAAUACCAGACAGCCUAGACCUCAGUACAAAAGGUAUUGAAACAUUUUUGAUACAUAACAGACCUCAGUCUUUUUUAAAAAUUAAUAUAUUUUCAGGCGUAUUUUUGUACAGUGAAAAGGGAACAUUCUUGCUGUGUUUUUUCAGUAAGACUUUCAGGCACUUCUUCCCUUUUGAUUUCUUUUUUUCCUCUGUUUUUUAGCAUGCAAGUAUGUUGGUACGUUAUGUCCUGGUUUAAAAAGGAUUAAAAUUUUAAAAUAAUCCUUGCAUCUAAAGGCCUUGUGGUUUAAAAAAAAAAAAGCAAACUUUUUUUUUGUACAGCUAUAGUAGAGAUUUGUUCAAUAUUUGUAGGUAAAGAUUUAUUGAAAAUGGUGAUAUAGACCUCAGAGCUGUUAUCUUAGUUUAAAGAUUGUAUAUGUACUGUACUAUAGUAGGACUUUAUGUAUCUCAUACGCUGUGAUGUGGAUGGGGCCCCAGAUGGAAGGUUUGAAACUGGAUUCUCGAUUUUUAGCAAAAAAGGAAAAAAAGGCACAUAGUUUAAAAAGUUUCUCAUUUUGUGCAAUAUAAUCUAAAUAAAGUACAGACCAUCUGCAUACUUUGUAGCAAAUGGUGGCAAAGCAGACUCAAUGCACUGUCGACAUCAUUGCCUGUUUUUUUUUUUUUUUUUUGUGCUGGAAGUCUGUAUCUUGACAAUUUUAAUAAAUCAGCUGGAACUGA